AUGACUCCGCGGCGCUCCUCCGGGGGCCCUCCGUGUGCGUUUGAGGAGAACAAAAAAGCGAGCGAGCGAGCCGAGCGGGGGAGCGAGCGAGGGAGCCGAUCCGAGAGCGAGCGAGCCGCCGGGCGCUGCCUCGCCAGACCUCGCCGGGACCGCGGGGCCGCCGGGAGCCGCGGGCCCGGCGCGCACUGUGACUCGGCGAGCGCGCGUGCCCGGCCGCCCCUCCUCGGCGAACUCCCUCAUGUUGCAGCCCCGCGGCGCCCCCUCGACGACAAGCUGUGCGCAGUCUGCACGGCGCCCGGCGGCGGAGCUUCAUGUGGGGCUGCAGCCGGCGCCCUGCUGAGGGAUCGGACCCCCGAAUCACCACCCCCACCCUACUCUCGGCUGUCUCCUUGUGACGAGUACAAGCCACUGGAUCUAUCCGAUUCCACACUGUCAUACACUGAAACGGAGCCCGCCAGCACCCUCAUCACUGCUCCCGGCGAAUUGUCAGAUGCCAGCAUGUCUCCAGAUGCCACGAAGCCGAGCCACUGGUGCAGCGUGGCGUACUGGGAGCACCGGACGAGAGUGGGCCGCCUCUACGCGGUGUACGACCAGGCCGUCAGCAUCUUCUACGACCUACCUCAGGGCAGCGGCUUCUGCCUGGGCCAGCUCAGCCUGGAGCAGCGCAGCGAGUCCGUACGGCGAACGCGCAGCAAGAUCGGCUUCGGCAUCCUGCUCAGCAAGGAGCCCGACGGCGUGUGGGCCUACAACCGCGGCGAGCACCCCAUCUUCGUCAACUCCCCGACGCUGGAUGCUCCCGGUGGCCGUGCCCUUGUGGUGCGCAAGGUGCCGCCAGGCUACUCCAUCAAGGUGUUCGACUUUGAGCGCUCGGGCCUGCUCCAGCACGGGCCGGAGCCAGACGCCGCCGACGGCCCCUACGACCCCAACAGUGUCCGCAUCAGCUUUGCCAAGGGCUGGGGGCCCUGCUACUCGAGGCAGUUCAUCACCUCCUGUCCCUGCUGGCUCGAGAUUCUCCUGAACAACCACAGAUAGCGGUGGCUGCAGAGGCCGGCGCCCCGUGCGGGGGGGCUCAGGCAGGGCGGCUGCAGCCCACCUGCCUGCCUGCCUGCCUGCCCGUAGCCAGUGGGGUCAGAGCCCAGAGACAUUGUUCCGCCGCCGCCGAAACCCCCAAAUAUCAUCUACCUAGAUUUAAUAUAAAGUUUUAUAUAUUAUAUGGAAAUAUAUAUUAUACUUGUAAUUAUGGAGUCAUUUUUACAAUGUAAUUAUUUAUGUAUGGUGCAAUGUGUGUAUAUGGACAAAACAAGAAGAUGCACUUUGGCUUAUAAUUCUUUCAAUACAGAUAUAUUUUCUUUCUCUUCCUCUUUCUUCCUCUUUAUUUUUUAAGAAAAUGAUACAGCAGAGCUAGGUGGAAAAGCCUUGGCUUGGUGUAUGGUUUUUGAAAUAUUAAUACCCAGCCAAAAAGCUAAUACUGGUCACUUGUUGAUAAUAAAGUAUUUGCAUUAUA
Molecule: messenger RNA, 1504 nt
Organism: Echinops telfairi (small Madagascar hedgehog)
Lineage: Eukaryota; Metazoa; Chordata; Mammalia; Afrosoricida; Tenrecidae
Gene: SMAD6
Product: SMAD family member 6
Exons: 5
Coding region: 1-1032 (343 amino acids)
Biological process (GO): SMAD protein signal transduction; cell differentiation; BMP signaling pathway
Cellular component (GO): heteromeric SMAD protein complex
Molecular function (GO): I-SMAD binding; transcription regulator inhibitor activity
Source: RefSeq, a predicted model, not a curated record